Messenger RNA from Lymnaea stagnalis (great pond snail), 3905 nucleotides. NCBI's taxonomy places the organism in Eukaryota, Metazoa, Mollusca, Gastropoda, Lymnaeidae. The record is from the annotation of a GenBank genome assembly.
GAUUCCCAGGACAGCGUGAGCAGCCUGCAUGAGCCGAGUCGUGUCAUGGUGCUCCAGAUCAGUCAUCAUGACCUGGCGCUCAUCAGUUUGGACAAAAAAGUGGCCAUCUUGCAGUGCAAGUUCAAGGACAUCUCAUCUGUGUCACAGGUGAGUUUUUGAGAAAGGUUAACAGAUUUUAGCCAGCUAUUUGAAUAUUAUUUAAUGACUGAGAGAAAUUUACCCUUAAAUAUUGAAGAUUUGAAUGUUUCAUUUACCAAUGUUAAUAUUAUUUAUGACGCAAUGUGAAGUUUGAGACAAAAAAAUUUGUUAUUCUGUGAAUACUGUAUAUCUGGAGGGAUAAACACCCAGAUGCAACAUUUAUUUACAUUUGUAGAUCAUCAAAAAUCUCUAGUAAUUUCGUGGCUACAUAUUAUACAUGGAAAAUUUUGCAUGUUUUUUCCAGGGCAGCCUCAAGCAAGAUAUGUUUGGCAUUGUUGCCAGAGAAGGCUCAACAUUCAUCUGUUACAUACUCAACUGUCUGUCAGGGGCUGUGGUAAGUAACAUUUAAAUAACAUUCAAUAAACCUCACUGAUCAUAAAAGUGACAUACAUGCAUACCAUGUCAACCUCAUGAAUUUGAAAUAUCUAAAAAGUGAGUUGGUCAUUGUGGAUCCAAUGAGUUUUUAAGUCUGUCAAAAAAAAAAAAAAAAAAAAAAAAAAAAUACAAACAAAACCAAACCUUUCACAUCCAUUCUUCAAAUGACUAAGUGAUCUCUUUAAAGGAAUUAUUCCAAUAAAAUUUGAUAUUUUGAUCCCACUAAUAGUAAAUUAUAGGCCACGGGCUUGAAACAAAAAACCUUGGCCCAAGGUCAUGGUGAACCAGACUAAACAACGGCUUUAAUGGGGCCUCACGGAGACCAUCAACAAAAUUGUUAUGACUGAAGAUCUCGUGAGCCUGAGAUUAUGUCCUGGCUGUAAGAGCUCUCGUGGGCACCCACACUCAAAAUACGCCUCUGAUUAGGUGCAAUUUGGUCUCUGGACAAUUUUAUGAAGCAGGAUGGCUCUCUGAUCAAUAAUUCACUAUGUGAGACUUUUUACAGUGUUUGGAGACUUAAAAAAAAAAAAGUUGUGAUUUACACUGUAUUAUUAACAAGUUGGGGAGUGAGGGGGGGAGGGGCCUCCUCUUGUGUAACAGCCAGUGAAAUAUUGAAGUAUACACAUGAAGUAUUUUAUUCAAUGCUGGAGUUCUCAGAAAUCAGUCUGUAAAUUGACAUAUUGUCUUGUACAGGAAGCAAAACUACUGAAAAAUGGUCAGUUAAAUCCAAUAGGGUUUUUAGGAUAAUAUAAAUCAGAUAAUGUGUGUCACAUGAACAGAGUGUUUCAAUCAUGAUUUUGUCUUUAUAAAAAAAGUAGAAAAUAAUAAAAGAAAUAAGGUAAUAUGUGUCACGUGAACAAAUUGUGUCACUCAUAAUCUUGAAUUUAUAACCAGUGGAAAUGAUAAAGGAUCCAAACAAAAUAAUUUUAGGUAUGAAUAACUUAAAAUAGCAUUGGUGAUAUAUCUGUUUGUUAUUCUGACCCAUGUCAGUGUCUACCUGUUUUGAUCUACUUUUCUGCCCAGGAAAUGUUCUGUUGAACUGAGUAACAAUUGUGGUAAAAAAGAAAUUAAAAAACUAAGCAUGAGAGUAUGAGAGUCCACCAAAACUUAAUCAAAUACAAAUAAUACAAUUUUUUAAAUUAAAAAUUUAUUAAUUAAAAAUUUUAUCAAAUUCAAGGCGAUUUUUAGUUACAAUAUUACAAGGAUUGAACUAAUUUCAAAUUUAUUAAGUCAAAAAAUAAUUUUAACAUCCCUGGACUUGAAUGCCUUUGUUGAUUUACUUAACAUUGGAUUUCAACCUUACAACUUAGAAAAAACUGUCUGCAGUUAUAGUGCUUUUUAAAAAAUUAAAUUCAAAUCCCCCAUUCCAAUCCCUGGCAUGUUAGAAUUUUAUCUUAAGUGUUUAGCCAGACCGAUCAUUUUCUUUUCUCUAGGAAUGACAAUUGUUUUCUCUAGGAAUGAUACUUGUUUUCUCUUGGAAUGUUACUUGAUUUUUACUUAUUUUUACUUGUUUGCUCUAGAAAUGAUACUUGUUUUCUAUAGGAAUGACACAUGUAUUCGCUAGGAAUGACACUUGUUUUGUUUUCUCAAGGAAUGCUAUUUGUUUGACCAUCAACUUUUGUGUUGACAAAAAAAAUGACAUAACGCUGAGAUAUUUCCCUGUGUGUGUCUUAGGUUUCUGAGAUCAUGGGCACACUUCAAACAGCGUUUGCAGCUGCCUACAGCAAACAAGGUGCGGGGGCAAACACCGCCAACAGCAGCAUGGCAAGCAGCACCACCGGCAGCACCACUGGCAGCACCACCAGCACACAGAGCGGCACACAGAACCAGGUCUGCACCAUGUGCCCCCUGCACCAGCUCCACCGUCUGAGCCAAGAAAUAGGCGGUAAGGGACAUAAUAUUGUCCUGUUGUCCCACAAUUGUUGCACUUGUUGUUCCACUGUUGUGGUACUUGUUGAUUCCCUUGUUAUAUUUUUUGUUUCACCAUGUAUUAUUGUUACAGGCCGAGCAUGCACACAAUGAAACGAGGUUUAAAAAAAAAAAUGUGUUGCUUUUUUGGAAUGACCUCUUAAGACAUAAUAAUUGAUUGUAGAAUUAUUUCCUUGACAACAUUUUGGUUGCAUUUGUAACUGUAUAAAGCAGAACAGAAAAAUAAAAGGGGGGGGGGGUUUGGUGUGGAGGAGGAGGUGGUGUUGUUGGAGAAACCAGAAGAUGGGAAGUUUCUCUUUAUUUCUGAGGUAGAGGAAGUAGAGGGGGAUAUGAUUUAAAAAUACUGCCUAUUGAUAACUACAGUGAAAACAUCAACUUAAUUUUAUUAUAUUUUUUUUUUACACAUUAGGAAAUGAGAUUCAUGUUGAUAUUUUAACCUGACCUGAUGCACAAAACUGAAAGGAUAGGUAGCCUUUAAAGAAUUGGUUUGCUCUGUUUUUGUUGCAGUUUUCUCAAAGCUGGUGGAUUUUAAAAAAAAAAAAGUGUGAUAAUGUAAAUAAUGUUUGUAGUUGGAGAAUUAAAGGAAGAAACUUUUGAUUCGGAUAUCGGUCUGUCCAAAAAUAGAUUGUUGGCUAACUUUAGUUAUACAUCCAUCAGAAGUAACUGUUGAUCUGUCUGUUCAAAAUAGAUUGUUGGCUAACUGUAAAUGUACCUCCAUCAGAAAUAGACUGUCCAGGAACUUCAAAUAUGCAUAAAUUUAUGCUUCUGCCCAUGUCUUUGGCCUGAUUUUGGAAUUUUUCUACAUUGGCUGUGGCGAAUCUAAAUUAUUAAAAAUUAAAGAUAGAUUCUAGAUUUCUAGCAAGAUCCUUAGCCAUAGAUAGAAACCAUCUAAACUCUAAACAAUGGGGUAACAUUUAUGUGUUUUUUCUCUCUUUGUUUAGGCAUGUCCCAGCAAGCUGCCCAUGAUCUGCUGGUCAAGAAAGUUCAACUCUUACCUGAUAAAGAACUAAAUGACCUCAAUCACAAAAUGCAGGUAGAACCAAAAGAAGACCCGACCUGUGCUGUUUGUACUGGUAGAAAGCCAUCAACAUUUGUUGCAACUUAAAGCAUCAACAGCUUUUAUAAGGCAAUGUUACUAAUUUUGAGUCAAGGGGCCCUGGUGGGUGGGUGGGGGGGGGGGAGGGGUAACAAAAUUCAAAAAGGAGGUUGAAAUUGGGGUGUUUGGAAAUAACUAAUUCAAUGAGGGGUUUAGGCAUUUGAGGCUACUGAUCUAAGAGAUGCCCAUCGAAAAGUCACUGGGUAAGCAUAAAUUGUUGAUUCAUAUUGUUUGUCCUUUUACUCUACAGAUAGAGGCUCCUGAAUCUUUUGAAGAGUCCAAUGAGGUGAUCAUGAUUUAUCUGAGG